This is a messenger RNA of Rhincodon typus (whale shark), 1184 nucleotides long. It is a transcript of the gene pus7, whose product is annotated as pseudouridine synthase 7. Gene Ontology annotation, cellular component: nucleus. Gene Ontology annotation, molecular function: RNA binding; pseudouridine synthase activity. Lineage: Eukaryota; Metazoa; Chordata; Chondrichthyes; Orectolobiformes; Rhincodontidae. The transcript is spliced from 11 exons. Bases 96 to 1184 code for a protein of 362 amino acids. Gene Ontology annotation, biological process: pseudouridine synthesis. The record is from RefSeq and is a predicted model, not a curated record.
CUGUUUGCCAUAAGGAAGAUCCCAGAAAGCACUCUUGGCCCAAAAACAGGGGGAGCUACUGCCAUUUUGUGCUUUAUAAGGAAAACAAAGACACAAUGGAUGCUAUUAACGUGUUGUCUAAAUUUCUAAGAGUAAAGCCAAAUAUAUUUUCUUACAUGGGAACUAAAGAUAAGAGGGCUAUAACAGUACAAGAAAUUGCAGUUGUAAAAAUCACUGCAGAGAGGCUUUCUCAUCUGAACAAAUGUUUAAUGAACUUCAAGCUAGGGAAUUUCAGUUAUAAAAAAUAUCCCUUGAAGUUGGGCGAGUUGCAAGGAAAUCAUUUUACAGUUGUUCUGAGGAAUAUCACAGGAUCAAAUGAACAAGUAGAGCAAGCAAUGACUUCACUGAGGGACAUUGGAUUUAUUAAUUAUUAUGGAAUGCAGAGAUUUGGAACAACAGCAGUUCCUACUUACCAAGUAGGAAAAGCAAUUCUGCAUAACAAAUGGAGUGAAGUCAUGGAUCUAAUCCUAAAACCUCGACCUGGAGCAGAGAGAGGUUAUCUUGUGAAAUGCAGAGAAGAGUGGGCUAAAACCAAGGAUCCUGAGGCUGCAUUGAAAAAGCUUCCAGUGAAAAGGUGUGUAGAAGGACAGUUACUGCGAGGCCUGGCAAAAUAUGGAAUGAAGAACAUUGCAUCAGCAUUUGGUGUGAUUCCAAGAAAUAAUCGACUAAUGUACAUUCACAGUUAUCAGAGCUAUGUGUGGAAUAAAAUAGUGAGCAAAAGGAUUGAAAAAUAUGGACUUAAAGCUGUGCCAGGAGAUUUGGUACUGAAAGGAGUUACAGCAAUUCCAAUUGAGGAGUCUGAUGUGGAGAAACAUACUAUACAUGACGUAGUGUUGCCUUUGCCUGGAUAUGAUGUUCUGUAUCCAAAACAUGAAAUUGGCAAGGCCUAUGAAGAAAUGAUGGCUGCAGAUGGCUUGGAUAUAAAUAAUAUGAAACACAAGAUUCGAGAUUAUUCCUUAUCAGGAGCAUACAGGAAGAUCAUUAUUCGUCCUCAGAAUGUCACCUGGGAAACUCUGGUGUAUGAUGAUAAUACAAUUCCAUUGGUUCACACUGAUGUGGAAAAGCUGGAAGGAACACCUUUGCCUGAAUUUUCUAAAGGUACGGAAACUGUGGGAACAAACCUGAAUUUAACUUUGUUCAGUUAA